Messenger RNA from Spirometra erinaceieuropaei, 645 nucleotides. The record is from the annotation of a GenBank genome assembly. NCBI's taxonomy places the organism in Eukaryota, Metazoa, Platyhelminthes, Cestoda, Diphyllobothriidea, Diphyllobothriidae.
AUGGUGCAUGCCAUCUAUAUCGACUUUAAAAAGGCCUUCGAUAGUGUGCCUCACCACCGCCUUCUAUACAAACUUAGCCGUGCAGGAGUGCGAGGUAAGCUUCUGAUGUGGAUUCGGAGGUUUUUAAUCGGCUGCUCUCAAGCCGUCCACGUCGGUGACCAACAAUCUGCCGAGGUUGCCGUUAAGAGUGGUGUUCCCCAAAGCUCUGCACUUGGCCCUACACUGUUCCUCGUCAAUGACUGCGCAAACGAACUGAAGUGCGAUGUCGCAAUGUUUGCCGAUGACAUAAAGAUCUGGAGUACCAUACAAAGCGAAUUUGACGAGGCGCGACUGCAGACAAAUCUGGACCACCUCGAGCAAUGGUCGAAAGACUGGCUUCUACCGUUCAACGUAAACAAGUGUUCUUUCCUACGCGUCGGCAGAACCAGUUCUCCUAACCACACGAUCUACCGUCUGAUUGGCAAACCAUUGCAAGAUGUCAACGCCCAGAAGGACUUGGGUGUAUGGAUCACAACCUCGCUUAAGCCUUCGCUGCAAUGUUCAAAGAUGGCCAAGUCGGCGAUGUCCAUUCUAUACCUCGUCAAACGGGCGUUCUCCUUCUUUGAUGAAGACUGCUUUGCCAAGGUUUUUCAAACCUUCGUGUGA